GUUAUUCUCAAAUGGACUCUCCAUCAUCGCAACGACCAAUGAACAUGACCAACAGCAAAUCAUCUCAAUCUCGACCAUCCAGUCCUCGGCUGGUUAAAGCUGGCACGGCGUUCAAGAAAGGUUCUGGCGGUGGGUUCCUCAUCCAUCGCCACAACUGGAAGCCUCGGUAUUUGGUGCUCACGCUUGACGCACUUUUGUACUUCGACCACCAAGAUGGCCACCUCAAAGGCAGCGUGGAUCUCUCGGACGUUUACGACACAUUGGCGUUGGAAAUCAUGCCCAAGGACUGCCACAAAACAGGGCAUUCCGCUGCGUCCGAGUGGCGUCUGCGCAUCAACACACCGUCGCGACAGUUUGUCAUGGCGGCGUCCUGUGAACGAGAUAUGCGCGAAUGGGUCGAAGCUUUGUUAAGCGUUUUCAGAGCCAACGAACGACGACGGAGCGACACGAAUCGACGACAGCAAGCAACAUCGUCGGCCGUGUCCUCCCAAUGGACAACCAACCACCCACAAGUGCUCUGUGGAACGACGAUGACUUUCUAACAGGUUUGAAUCAAGCCACAGCAUUGUAUCUUUUGUAAUGCAACAUCUAGUAUUUAUUAUAUUGCAAACGAUGAGCUCCUAACGAAUCCAAAAUCAAUAUCCUUCACAGA
This is a messenger RNA of Aphanomyces astaci, 652 nucleotides long. RefSeq lists its product as hypothetical. The transcript has a single exon. Lineage: Eukaryota; Oomycota; Saprolegniomycetes; Saprolegniales; Verrucalvaceae. Bases 12 to 542 code for a protein of 176 amino acids. The record is from RefSeq and is a predicted model, not a curated record.